UGCAUUUGAAGGAUGGAUGUUUGUCUGCCAUGUCCCAUUUACACCAUUACAAAAUGAAAGUAGUGAAUAAAGGAAGUAAUUUAUUGUAUACCUCGUAGAUUAUGUCUGAAAUUUCACCUUCCAAUUGGCUGGUCGUAGCAGCAAUAGACUUUGGUACUACGUAUAGUGGAUAUGCCUUUUCUUUUCGUGAUACGGCGAAGGAUUUUCACACUUCCCAAAAUUGGUGUUCUGGAACGUCAAAUCUUCUAUCACAGAAAACUCCAACAUGUAUUUUAUUGAAUCCGGACGAAACAUUCAAUUCCUUUGGAUAUGAGGCGCAAGAUGCUUAUACAACAUUGGCAUCAAAUGGAGAACAUCUGGGUUAUUUUUAUUUCUUUGAUUUUAAAAUGGAACUUUAUCAUUCCAAGAAUUUGAACAGAAAAACAAUGUUAAGCGACAUCAGCGGAAAACAGAUUAGUGCAGUUAAGGUUUUUGCUCUGUCGAUUAAGUACUUAAAGGAACACUUUAUGACCACUCUAAAAAUGAGCUUGCCUGACGCUUCGGAAAAGGAUGUAAAAUUUGUCCUAACUGUUCCCGCCAUUUGGACGGAUGCAGCCAAACUUUUUAUGAGAGAAGCAGCAAAAGAGGCUGGCAUUGCAUCUGAACGUUUACUUCUUGCUCUUGAACCAGAGUGUGCGUCAGUUUACUGUAAAGAUAUUGCUCCUGAUAAAUUGUCACGUGGAAAAUGUCUUACAGCAAAUGGAAAAAGAACGCAAUAUGUCGUUGCAGAUAUAGGAGGGGGAACAGCAGAUUUUAGUGUCCAUGAAUUGGAAAUUGAUGGGUCCAUCACCGAACUUCACAAAGCAAGCGGUGAAGCUUAUGGCGGUACAUGCGUUGACAAGAAAUAUGUUGAAAUAAUACAGUCCAUUUACGGAGUAAAAUCAUUUGAGAGACUGAAACAUGAGGAAAUGGAAGAUUAUCUGGAGUUUUUAAGAGAUUUUGAGGUUAAGAAAAGAACAGUAACUAAAGAGUUAGCAAAGAAGUAUAACAUUCGUAUUCCAUUAUCACUGAAUGAUUUUGCAAAAGGGAACAAAGUUGAUUUACAAAGAAGAGAAUGCCUAUCAGUCAAAAGGGAAUUUGAAGUAAUGCGAGACAGGAUAAAAGUUAAUGGACACUUUAUGCUACAGCUUUUCGAGGAUUCCAUAAAUGAAAUAUCAAAUCACCUUCAAAACUUGUUGAAAGAUUAUCCCGAUAUUUCCUGUAUAAUAUUAGUAGGUGGAUAUUCCGAAUGCAGUAUUCUGCAAGAAAAAAUAUCAUUGAUGUGCGCAGAUAAGAAUGUAAUAAUUCCUAAUGAAUGUGGCCUCGCAGUAGUGAAAGGAGCCGUUUUAUAUGGCCACAACCCAUCAAUCGUUUCUUGUCGUGUAUUAAGAUACACUUAUGGAACAAAUACGGAUUUCAGAUUCGAGACUGGAAAACAUGAUGAAAAGAGGAAAUACAUUGAUCAGUAUGGCAUAGUUCGAUGCCGUGGAACAUUUGAUCCCAUUAUUUCUUCUGGAACUAAAGUGCUUGCAAGUGGAAAGAAAUGUACCUUAAAAAGUGUUCCAUUGGAUAAGUUCCAAUCCUCUGUCAUUUCUGAAAUUUAUUUCUCGGAAAAGAGCGAUGUACUUUACAUCGACGAAGAAGAUUGCAGAUAUUUAGGUAAAGUUGAAAUUCCAUUGCCUUAUCUGGGGUUUAAACCAACUUUGGAAGAAGAAUUUACAUUUGGUAUGACAGAAUUAGUUUAUACCGCAACAAUCCAAGAAACUCAACAAACUGUCGUGAAACAUUUCAAUGUAUUUGAUGUUGUAUAAUGUUACUAGUUCAAGUCUAGUCAUUUUCGAAAUAA
This is a messenger RNA of Saccostrea cuccullata (small rock oyster), 1864 nucleotides long. RefSeq names its product heat shock 70 kDa protein 12B-like. The record is from RefSeq and is a predicted model, not a curated record. Gene Ontology annotation, molecular function: ATP-dependent protein folding chaperone; ATP binding. The coding region runs from base 102 to 1829 and encodes 575 amino acids. The transcript has 4 exons. Lineage: Eukaryota; Metazoa; Mollusca; Bivalvia; Ostreida; Ostreidae.